UGUAAACUGUGUGUGCGUGCACUUUGCGUGUGUGUUGAUGUUGUGGGUGCCGUUCCGUUCCACUCGUCGUAGAACAGGCCAAGUCCGCCGCGUUUGUUUGGCCCGGUGUUCCGGUUCGUGUCCGUCGGUCGCGGGUGUUCCGGUGGUGUCGGUUGAUUAGCUGAGAGUGUUGUGUUUUAGAUGGAUGUGCUGUGAUUGUCUGGAAUUCCAGGUUGGGAAGAGUUCGGUUCGCGGAAUGUUGGUUGUGUGCUACGUGUAAUGAUGAUGCUGCAUCCAGUGAUAAAACAAAAAGAAGCACUUCUUGAGUAAUUUAGGUUUAAAGAAUCAUUGUGAUUGUGCUUGAAUCGACGGUGCGAAGGCACUUGAGACAACACCACGAUCCAGUCAGUCAGCGAGCCGCAGAAGAGGUUCCCUCUCAUACCCAACUCCUCCGGGAACGGAAGACCACCGCAAUUAGGUAUUGGCAGCGCCUCAAAUAAGCAAACAUGGCUCAAGUACUGCGUCCCUAGACUGUUUAGAGCAAGCCGACUUAAGUCAGUAUUCAAGCGGCUUCGAUUGCGUUCGGUUCCCAAGUUCUUCCCUGCCGCACAAAAUAUCUCGUAUUCAGGCCACGCGCGUAUGGUCAGUUCCUCCUUGCGAAAAUGAGGUCACCCGCGGGAGCCAUCGGCAGAAGAUUUGCGAAAUUUCUUGGAACAAUCUUCGACGGCGGCAAGGAAGCCGAAGGGAAGGGUCCCACGUACGAGCGGCUAGCCCAAGAACCGCUAAACGGCGUUGGUCAUUUUCAUCACAUGCAGCACAAGGGUGAGGUCAGUUCCACCGGCGAUCCGGAAGAGGACAAAGAGAUGCUGCUGUCGACGGCGGAGGCGUCCACCUACUCGGCCCAGGAGGUCGCGGCCCGGCUCCGGGUGGACGUCCGGACCGGACUGCGAUGGGCCGAGGCCAACAGCCGGUCCAAGAUCGUCGGCUACAACGAGCUAAACGCCCUCGAUGAAGAGCCAACGUGGAUGAAGUACGUACAGCAGUUCAAAAACCCGCUCAUUCUGCUGUUGUUGGGUUCGGCGGUGGUGAGUGCGGCGAUGCGGCAGUUUGACGAUGCCAUCAGCAUUACGAUAGCGAUCAUUAUCGUCGUCACGGUCGCGUUCAUCCAGGAGUACCGCUCGGAGAAGAGCUUGGAGGAGCUGAAGAAGCUGGUGCCGCCGGAAUGUCACUGUUUGCGCGAAGGCCGGCUGGAGACGUUCCUCGCGCGGAACCUCGUCCCCGGGGACAUCGUGUAUCUGAACGUGGGUGACCGCGUGCCGGCGGACAUCCGGGUGUUCGAGGCGUACGACUUGUCGAUUGACGAGUCCAGCUUCACGGGUGAAACCGAGCCCGCUCGCAAGAGCAUGGAGGUGGUGUUGAACGCAAACAACACCAAGAACCACUCCAGCAUGAAGAACAUCGCCUUCAUGGGCACGCUCGUGCGGUGCGGGAAUGGAAAGGGUAUUGUGGUGAGCACCGCCGAGAAGAGCGAGUUCGGUGAGGUGUUCAAGAUGAUGCAGGCGGAGGAAGCGCCCAAGACGCCGCUGCAAAAGUCGAUGGACAUUUUGGGGGCACAGCUCAGCUUCUACUCGUUCUGCAUCAUCGGAGCGAUCAUGCUGCUGGGUUGGAUCCAGGCCAAACCGUUGGUGGAAAUGUUCACCAUCAGUGUGAGCUUGGCCGUGGCUGCCAUUCCGGAAGGACUUCCCAUCGUGGUCACCGUCACGCUGGCCCUCGGCGUCAUGCGAAUGGCCAAACGAAACUGCAUCGUCAAGAAGCUCCCCACUGUAGAAACCUUGGGCUGCGUAACGGUCAUCUGUUCGGACAAAACUGGAACAAUCACCAAGAACGAAAUGACCGUCACCGUCAUCAUCACCUCGGACGGGUACAUGGCCGACGUAACCGGUGCUGGAUACAACGACAACGGUGAGAUUCACAUCCGGGACUGCAACAGCAUGGAAAACGCAAAACGAAGCAUCAACCAGCUGCUGGAAGCCGGCGUAGUCUGCAACAAUGCCAUCAUCCAAAAUGACACCCUGCUCGGACAACCAACGGAAGGUGCUCUCCUCGCCGUAGCCAUGAAGAACGGCCAAUACUCCGCCGCGGACAACUUUCUCCGGAUACAGGAGUACCCGUUCAGCUCGGAGCAGAAAAUGAUGGCCGUUAAGGCCGUCCCCAAGUACUCCAACAACAAGGAGGAAAUCUACUUCGUCAAGGGUGCAAUCGAAAUGGUACUCCCACAGUGCACAAAGUUCUGGUACGGCGGUCAAGCCAUCACCCUGAGCAAGCAAAACGAGGCCGAGUUCCUCCAGGAAGCGUACGAAAUUGGGCGCAAGGGACUUCGGGUGCUGGCGAUCGCCAAGGGAUCAUCGUUCCAGGAUCUGGUGUACAUGGGACUGGUCGGCAUAACCGAUCCGCCGCGGCCACUGGUGCGUGAGUCGAUCGAGAUGUUGCGUGCCAGCGGAGUGCUGGUCAAGAUGGUGACCGGGGACGCGCAGGAGACGGCGAUGGCGAUUGCCUCCAAGAUCGGGCUGGACAUCGUGCACAUGCAGGCCAUGUCCGGCCACGACAUCGACCAGCUGAGCGAGCUGCAGCUGGAGAAGGUCAUCAACACGGUGUCGGUGUUCUACCGCGUGACGCCCAAGCACAAGCUGUCGAUCGUGAAGGCCCUGCAGCAAAACGGACACAUCGUCGGCAUGACCGGCGACGGAGUGAAUGACGGGGUUGCGCUCAAGCGGGCCGACAUCGGGAUUGCCAUGGGGAAAAACGGGACGGACGUUUGUAAGGAGGCGGCCGAUAUGAUCCUGGUGGAUGAUGAUUUCCACACAAUCAUUGCUGCCAUCGAGGAAGGCAAGGGCAUCUUCUACAACAUCCGGAACUUUGUCCGCUUUCAGUUGAGUACCUCGAUCGCGGCUCUCUCGCUGAUUGCGCUGUCCACGUUGAUGGGCAUUUCGAACCCGUUGAAUGCCAUGCAGAUCCUGUGGAUCAACAUUAUUAUGGACGGUCCGCCGGCGCAGUCGCUCGGCGUGGAACCCGUCGAUCAGGACGUGCUCAAGCAGAAACCUCGCAACGUUAAACAGCCCAUGAUCUCCAAGUCGCUGAUCAUCAACGUGCUCCUGUCGGCCGGGAUCAUCAUUCUGGGAACGCUGUGGGUGUUCCAGCGUGAGAUGGCCGACGGAACCGGGGUUACGAGCCGGGAUACCACCAUGACCUUCACCUGCUUCGUCCUGUUUGACAUGUGGAACGCGCUGAGCUGUCGAUCGCAAACCAAGAGCGUUUUUCAGAUCGGUCUCUUCACCAACCGGAUGUUCCUGCUCGCCGUUGGCUUCUCGCUGCUCGGCCAGCUCCUCGUGAUCUAUUUCCCCCCGCUGCAGAUGGUGUUCCAGACGGAGGCGCUCUCCGCGAUGGAUCUGGUCUUUCUGGUGUCGCUCACGUCGAGCGUGUUCAUCGUGUCCGAGCUGAAGAAGUGGUUCGAGCGCACGAUGGAGCGACGAAUGUACAGAAAGCGCAGCGAGCUGGACUUUGUAUGACAAACAGCUCACGCUGGAAGAUUGCACAAGGACUAAACAAAAAAGUAAGUGGGAAGUAUGCGUUGAAACUGAACAUCAAACACAUCAGCAGCAGCAACAACACGAUGUAAGAGACUUAUUUAAGCUUAACGUUCAACACUGUUCGAGGAAAGCGGAUCGAAUCGACCAUUUCUUUUGCGUUUCCAGUUUAUCAAUAAUUAAGGUAAAACUGAAAAAAAAUACUUGACAACAGUUUGCCCCACACACAAACACAACAUUCGUAACUAAAAGUGGACCCUAGACACGUAUACACGAUAGAAAUGAUGAUAUUUUUAAAGGCAAGCCGUAAAAUGAGACAGAAAAAGAGGAGAAACGUUUUGGGGGAAGACACAUGUCCGUUUUCUUACUUAUUUACAAAGGCAGAAAUAGGUUUACUUAGCGCUAUUUAUAAAGUAUUUUUGUAGAUAUUUUAAAUCAAUCAACUAUAACUAUCGCCGGAUUCUCAUUAAUUGAUAGCUCAUAUUUAUGUGUACACCGAAACGUAUGGUUUUGCCAAAAUUCCCUUUAUUGUUUGUGUAGCCGAUCGUCAAUACAUCUUUUUUUCUCUCUUUUAUGAGUUAUAAUUUUAUGUGUUUUUUUACUUUUUCGAGAACAGACGUCCAGAAUUGUUUGUUUGUUUGGCAGCACUGCCGCAGCGGUUCUUUGUUUGUAAACAAUAGUGCUCGCUGAUCAAGUCAACUUUGGGCAACUUUUAACAACAUUUUGAUCACCUUCAAUUGAGAGUGUAGUCGUUCGGUGGUCAGAUGUCACUUGACGUAAACAAAUGAUUUCGUUGUGGGAAAAGUGGUUCGAGAAUCGUUCAAAAAUCGACAUUUUGUUAUUUUUCUUAGAAAAUUGGACCAAGCUUGUCAUUUUCACAUGGCUUAAAAGAGCAUAAGUGUUUUCGCAAAUCUCCGCAACUUGUGGCGCUCAAACCAAAUCAAAUUACGCACAAAACUACGGAUUUUUAACUCGAACGUGAAUGCGGAGCUGCAACGGAUCGUUUGCACGAAACAUUUUAACCUCACUUUUCGGCACCCCCAGCAAACGUCAAGCAACCUACAAACUUGCUGCCGGAUCUUUUCCAGUAGAAAUCCGGACUAUGAUUCGGAAGUAAACUUGUACUCCUAUGACGUUUGUUGAGGGGGCUCUACUAGAGACCCUAAAUAGGGAGACUGGUCUAAGCUUGCUAAAUCGAUCUGGCAACGUAUGUUUUGAGCUUGGCAACACUGAUAAGUUUUGCUGGGCGUAAAGGCAAAUGCUCGUUUGGAUACGUCAAACUCGCGUCUGUUUGGGUACGUCAAAUUCACUUCGUCCAGUCUCCCUAUUUAGGAUCUCUAGGCUCUACUCAUCGGUACAACGUGCUGCAGGAUCUCAUUUCGGAAUUCUUCCGGACAAGAUCCGACAGCAAGUUUUUUCAAUAGACAAAUCUCGCUAAAACCAAACCAAGCUCGAUCGAUUAUUUAUUACAGUUAUGUUCUGGACGUCUGUUCUCUAUGAUUUCUGUGGUUUCUCGAUUAAAUUUUCAAAAGGCCCUAUCUGCAUAGGAAACCCAUGAGGGAUAGGUUGUUUUGAAAAUUUAAUCUAGAUUUCACCUUAUGUUGAAAGAAAUUCUGUCCCUUCCUAUGCCUUCUAACUUUAAGUAGAUCAGUUGUACAUUCCUUAACUCGCAGACGGCCCGAACAACUCCAGUGUCACGCGUCUCAAAUACUAAGUAAAAUGGGUUGUGUUGUGAUACAAAUUGACAAUAAGUACUAUCUUUACCCGCGAUACAACAGAUUAGAGUCCCUCACAAAUGUAGGGCGCCCUUUGUUUUAGAGCAUUUCCCGAAGUAACCACAAAUCUUUGUCCUUUAAAUCGUUAUUUCUCUCGACAAUAAUGGAUUUGAAGUCGUAUUGCAGAAGAAUAGAUCGAGCUGUGACACUCCGUUCCCGGGCCGUCUGCACCCUUAGAAUCUUUAAACUGUGUGUAGUUGGACUGAAAAGGGAAGCAAAAUGAAACAUAUCGAGUAAAACUGCGGUGUCCAAAACCUACUAGCUGAGAGUGCCCACGUGUGGGCAAUCGUAGAAUGAGAGAUAUGUUCUAGGGAUGCGGUUCAGCGUAGCGAAAAUCUACCUGAACUGCUGCGCGAAAGCGAAAGAGUAUAGCGCAGGUAUAGAGGAGGCGAGUCUUGACGGCAAUUAGCAACAACCUUUACGAUGAUGACAAUAGUAACCAGUUCCGUUACAUAAAGCGUGUGGUGGCAAGGCUGAUUUUCGAAACCGGCUCAACUUGAUGAAACUAUAACCUUAUUUGUUGUGAUAUACUUUAAACCACAUUCACGCGAGUUGGAAACGCGCGGUAGGUAUGCGCGGAAUGUAAUCCCCCGGCUUUCCAAGUGUCGCUGUCUCGAAGUAGGUAUAUCGAUGUCUUACGACGUAACCCGGUUGCACAGGCUUGAAGGCGCCAGAAUUUGACCGUUUAUUUUGUUGGAAUUUGCUGUUUUUAGGUUGUUUAAUACCCCAAUUACUAGAAAGUUAGGUGGAAGUACACUUGGAAUGAUUUUAAAAACAAAAUACAUAAAAAAUUUGAAGUCAUUUUAACUAGAAUUCAAAUAGAGCUUUUAUUACAAGUAAAACUUCUACGAAGCCCACUGUCAAUAGUAUGGCGGAAGUAAGUUUGCCUCAAAAUCAGUGUCUUCAUGUAAGAGUGUCUAGCGGGCACACUGUCAAAUGAGCAUGGCCACUUUUUCUCCCAAGUAAACGACAAACCGUCGGUCAAACCAAACAAAUUUGUUGCCGGUGUCCUACACUGUGACUAGAACUUCUUCAUUUUGAGCUAAAAUAACUUUCACCAUACUUUUUUCAAUGGAACUCAUUCACAUUUGUUAUAUCACUGGAUUUCAAUCAAAGUUUCAUCACAAUAUUAUGUGUUGAACACCAAAUCAUUUUCAAUGAAUUAUGGAAACUCAAUUGUGAAAUAUUCAUUUUUAAAUCAUUCCAAGUGUAAUUUUACCUAAUCUUAUGAAAAAAGCUUCUCAAAACACCCUGAAAGCUACCAAUUUCACCUGGAAACUAAAAAUAAAGUCGAUUGCAGUUUGACAAAAAGCAGCAGAAACGUUUGAACAAUCACCACCAGCGAAAGCAGUUGAUCUGAUUGGUUGUCUUCUAAAACAAUGAGAAAACAAACAAUAUCAGCAGCGCUAACAAGAUCAGCGAAUCCUUAACAACAACAAAAAAGAUGUGAAAGAGUCUAACAGCAAGCAUAACAACAACAACAUAACAGCAACAAACACCUACCAAGCAAAUCUUCUAGCGUGAGAAUGAUCGAAAAACAUGAUGACAAUUGCAAAACAAAAAUGAAAGAAAUUAAAUAAAUGAAUAUACCAAAACAAAUUGUGACAAAACUGAAAUAAUUAACUACCAAUAAACUAAUCGGCAUUUAGACAUGCACAAACUACAGAAAUAAUUUGUUGAAUAGGUUUUUGAAAGUUUGAAACACGAUUGAAAAACAAAACACAGCAAAAUCAAACCCGAAAAUAGAAUAGAAUGAGUUUCUUGUUCAAUAUUUGUGAAUAAUGUGAAAAAAAAAAUCUGGUAGGAAAACAAAACCAACAAAAAAAAACUCUUCGAUUGUUCUUAGAAGAAACGUAACAAAAAGUGUAACUGCUAAAGAAAAUCUGAAGUAAGAAGCAAGAGAUCACACGUCAACCACAAGAGCACAACAUCAUCAUCAUUUUAGAAGCACAAUCAAUUACUGCAAUCAACUUGAAAAGCACGAGCGUGAACUUUGAAGCAAAGCCCAUCACCAUCAUCAGCACAUUUUUUGAAAGUUUGCGAACUUUCCCAACAACAAAAAUAUCAUGCAAAUAUCAUCAAUUUGAUGCUUUUCUACUGUGCUGCCUUUUUUCGGCAGCCAAAAAAAAAUCAUACCCAAAUAAAAAGCAAAAUUAUUUCAUUGUACAUAUAAGCCAGCCAUACCCAGUAUUAGUUACAAUUUGGUGUGAAUUCAGUGUUGGUAAAAUAUUCCCCUCCUAUCUCUCUCGAAAAUGAAUUUCAUUCUUCAUCCUCCAAACUUUGACCACCUCUUGCUUUGUCCGCUUCAGGCAACACUUAUUCUAAACAUCGAUCGAACUUUUCUGUCGCCUUCACCAAACACACAAACACAUAAAUUCGCCACAUAUCAGGUCGUUCACAAAACGAAAAUCUCUCUUUUGGGGAGAUCGAUCUCGAAGAUCGGUUGCGAUUUUUUUUUGUUGCAAUUUUCCAUUGUGAAGAAUGAUCGCAAACGAAACUUUGAGAUAUUCAAACCCAUUUUCACACAUUCCAGUUUGAGCGUGAAAUUUGACAGAUUGUUACACGCAAAAGUGAUGUUGUUCAAUUUGGUUUGUUAUUUAGGUUAUUCGCAACGCGCGUUUAUUUUUGAGUAACUUUUUUUUUAUUUAGGUUUCUCGCAACGUGGAUUACUUUUUUGUUAUGAAACUGUGUUUUUUAAUCGCAACGCAGUGUUUAAUUUAAGUUGUUUUUUUUUAUUAAAAAAAACUUGAUAGAUUCAAAAUUAAAUAUUUUUAAAGAGAUUUUUUUAUUAUUUAAAUUUUGCGUGUUGGAAUCUAUGUCAAUAAAACCGUUCAACUCCAUCAGUUUCCCUCACCCCGAUGCUGUAUUUCGACUUUUUACUAAACUAUUUACAAGCAUUAUUAUACAUGUGCGCACAGUUCUUUCCUUAUAAUCUUAUACAACAACAAAAGAAAUUAAAAGACAAAAAAUAUCAUUGCCAAACCCGCAUCAAGUCUCUCGCAAAUACACAUACACAAAUUACACACUCAAGCAUUAAACACACAAACACAUUAAGCAGAUGAUGCAGAAGCGACGCGAAAACAAUAAAAUUGGAGCAACAGCAAUAAAAAAAGUAACGGAUGCAUACAUUUGAACGUACCAGCACUACUAAACUAAAAGUGUAUUUAACGCAAAUAUUAAACAACCGAGGCAGAAGCAACAUGAGCAACAAAAAAAAAAGAAACAAGAAUAACAUAAUUAAAUGGGUGUAAUCGAUACAAAUAUAACCUAACCAAGUGAAAGAACUGUUACCAUUUGGAAAAUAAACUUUUUUUUCAGUUUGAUCACGAUUGAGUGUAAGUGUGAAAUUCACUUCACAGUUGAUUUAAUAAAAUAAUUUGCAUACAAUUUCGCUCAAAUUAAGACGCUUUUUACAUAUUUUUUUCCAAAUGAAAACAAAUUUGUGUUUUCAAAUUGAAGCACAGCUUUUGUGGAAUAAAUUACAAAAAAAUACAUUAAAAAAGAUACGAGCCGACCAAUGUUUGAGUACUACAAAUAUUUUCAAUUGCAAACCAAAUAGUGAAAAUUACAUUUUGAUUUAAUCAAGCAAAGCAAGCAACUAUGUAGUACUCAUUCGAAGAAGAAGAAAACAAAACAAAAAAAAACUCAUAACACACAUUAACAACAGUGGAACAAUAGACGAUAAACUUUA
Messenger RNA from Culex quinquefasciatus (southern house mosquito), 9029 nucleotides. It is a transcript of the gene SPoCk, whose product is annotated as calcium-transporting ATPase type 2C member 1. Gene Ontology annotation, cellular component: endoplasmic reticulum; plasma membrane; Golgi membrane. Gene Ontology annotation, molecular function: ATP binding; ATP hydrolysis activity; P-type calcium transporter activity. Bases 642 to 3545 code for a protein of 967 amino acids. Gene Ontology annotation, biological process: intracellular calcium ion homeostasis; manganese ion transport; calcium ion transmembrane transport. NCBI's taxonomy places the organism in Eukaryota, Metazoa, Arthropoda, Insecta, Diptera, Culicidae. The transcript is spliced from 9 exons. The record is from RefSeq and is a predicted model, not a curated record.